AUGCGCCUCCCUAUCACCCCCCUCUUGCUCGCUCGCAACACCACCACGUCCUCGGUGGCCAUCACGGGCAAUGUGACCGACACGGCCCUCUUCCUUCCGUCCUCCCAGCCGGGCUGGGCCGAGAAGCUCGACCCUCAGAUCAGUGGCUUCUCUAUCGAGAUGGACCACUGGCGUGACUGGGCUGGUAACUAUACGGGCCAGUCCAACGCCUUUGUCAAUACCGCUUUGGGUCACCUGUCCGAGAGGACUGGACAGCCGGUCUUCUUCCGUGUUGGAGCCAACUCGGAGGACCGCGCCACGCUCAACCUCAGCGUCCAGGUCAUGGACGCCGUGUUCCCUGAGGCCACCGCAGACGUCCCUGCCCCUGAAGCCACGAGCAUCUCUAUCGGCAAUGACUUUUACGCGCUGUCGGGCAACCUCCCCAAGGGCACCCUGUUCCACUGGGGUGUCAACCUCAAGGUGCUCAACGCGACCGAGACUCUUGCUCAGGUCUCCCACCUUGAAGAAUCGUUUACACGCAACACCACAAAGGACGUUGUGCUCAAGUAUGUCGAGUUCGGCAACGAGCCGGACGUGUUUGCUGGCUUUGCGAGCGUAGCCGCCGGGUGGGAGGCCUGGAACGUCGGCAACUACACAGCCACCUGGACAGCUGUGGCCAAGAGCGCCGCCAAGGGUAUCGCCAAAGCAGGUGCCAAGCUCAGCCCUGGCUCGUUUGUCAACUUUGGUCCUCAGUUUGGAUCGCUCUCAUGGACCCCCUCGGCGGCGUUCAUGGAUGGCAUGCUCGCCGACAACCAGGUUGCCAAGAACACGGGCCAGUGGACGAUGCACCAGUACUCUGGAGCGUUUGCCGACGGCAUUGCGGUCACACCGGGUACCCUUAUGGACAAGACCAACAUCCGUACCAACAUCUCGUCCAAGGCCGACGGUAUCCGGUUCACCAAGAGCCAGGGACUGGCGUAUGUGCUGUCUGAGACAAACUCGUAUGCCAACCACGGUAUUCCGGGCCUCAGCAACACGGCCGAGCAGACCCUUUGGGCGAUCCAGCAGAUGCUUCAGGGCGCCAGCAUGGGCAUCGGUCGUCACCACUUCCACAACGGCCGCGGGUUCAAGUACAACGUCCUCCAGCCUAUUGCCCUUGAAGGCACCGGUGUCGACGACGGCACCGGCCGCCAGGACCGCCCCCACAUCAUGCCGCUGUACUAUGCCUUCCUGGUGGUCAACGAGGCCGUGGGCAAGACGGGCAACAGCUACAUUGUCGAGCUCCCGACCAACACCUUGAAGCUGUCGGCGUACGGUGUGUUUGAGAACAAGAAGCUCGUCCGCGCUGUGCUUGUCAACACGGACGUUUACACUGCCGACUCGUCUGCGCGUUCCGGCCAGAGCGUCACUCUCUCGGGAGGGUCGUCGAGCGCCACCCUCCGCCGCUUCUCCACCCCCUACACCAACUCGACGACCGGGUUCACCUGGGCCGGCCAGGACUUUGACACGGCCACGAGCGACCCCGUGGGCACUGUCAGCGACGAGGCUGUCAACGGCGGUGUUAUUACCCUGGAGGCGUCCAGCGCAGUUCUCGUUUCGUUCAACUGA
Apiotrichum porosum is the source of this 1587-nucleotide messenger RNA. RefSeq lists its product as uncharacterized. The coding region runs from base 1 to 1587 and encodes 528 amino acids. The transcript has 3 exons. The record is from RefSeq and is a predicted model, not a curated record. Lineage: Eukaryota; Fungi; Basidiomycota; Tremellomycetes; Trichosporonales; Trichosporonaceae.